AUGGCAGUGCUACUGCAAGCUCUCUUCCUUUUCUUAGCCGCCAAUUUCAUUACCUUCACCACUGCCAACACCUUCUCUGCAGAACUCAUCCCCAGCAAUCCUCUCAUCACCCCAUUCAAAAACCCAAAUCUGAUUCUCUCUCUGUCUGAAAAGCCCGAUCAGAUCAAAUUCAAUGAUGAUAUCAGAAAGGGUUUACAACCUGACCCUGUAGCCAUGCUUUACCUUGCCAAGUUCUCUAUUGGAACCCCAGCAAUUGAAGUCCUAACAGCUAUGGACACAGGCAGCAAUCUCUUCUGGGUCCAAUGCUUCCCUUGCCAUCCCUGUUUCCAACAGUCCGGUGGCGCAUACUACUUCCCUUCCAAUUCAUUGACAUUUAAUCAAACAGAUCACCUUCCUUAUUACACCAUUGUCUAUGCCGGCAAGUCUUACUCCAAAGGAAAUCUUGCCGGAGAAGUCCUCACUUUCGCCGACGACGUCGACUAUGGUUAUGUUUCAAAGCUCCCAAAUAUCAUCUUUGGCUGUGGAAAUGACAAUAACUUCUAUGAUGGCAAUGGAGUAUUAGGCCUUGGCCCUGGUAACCUUUCCUUAGUCUCUCAACUUGGCAAUCAAGCCAAAUUCUCUUAUUGCUUCAACAAUGCCACUGACCCUACCCAAGUAGGCAAUUUGAUAUUGGGUUAUGGUGCACAAAUUGAUGGUUCCACAACACCGAUGGCUGAUUACUCUACCCAAUACUACUAUAUAACCUUAGAAGGCAUUAGUGUGGGUCAAGAGAGGCUUAAGAUCCCGCCGGCAACGUUCGAGCGUAAACCGAACAGAGGUGGAGGUGGUGCGAUCAUCGAUAGCGGUUCGACGUUUACUUAUCUUGCCAUUGAUGCUUACAAUAAGCUAAGGGAGAAAUUGGAGAGUUUGUUAUCCAAAAGGUCAUUACAAGCAGGAAAGUUUAGUGGAUAUGGUAUGUGUUAUGGAGGGAGUGUGAGUAGGGACUUGACAGGAUUUCCAACCAUGAAGUUCCAUUUUAAGAACAAAGCAGAGUUGGAAGCUCAGUAUUGGACUUUUUUCAGGCAAGUGAAUGAAGAGAUCUUCUGCUUAACAAUGGCUCCUACUACCUCUGAUACUGGUAUCACCAUUAUUGGAAAUCUGGUGCAGCAGGGCUACAAUGUGGGAUAUGAUCUGGUAAAUAAGGUGAUUUCUUUUAAGUAUAUUGAUUGUUCGCCAAUAUCGGCAAUUAUUUAG
Molecule: messenger RNA, 1233 nt
Organism: Telopea speciosissima
Lineage: Eukaryota; Viridiplantae; Streptophyta; Magnoliopsida; Proteales; Proteaceae
Product: aspartic proteinase nepenthesin-1-like
Exons: 1
Coding region: 1-1233 (410 amino acids)
Biological process (GO): proteolysis
Cellular component (GO): extracellular region
Molecular function (GO): aspartic-type endopeptidase activity
Source: RefSeq, a predicted model, not a curated record